Molecule: messenger RNA, 2824 nt
Organism: Hordeum vulgare subsp. vulgare (domesticated barley)
Lineage: Eukaryota; Viridiplantae; Streptophyta; Magnoliopsida; Poales; Poaceae
Exons: 13
Coding region: 219-2423 (734 amino acids)
Biological process (GO): regulation of DNA-templated transcription
Cellular component (GO): nucleus
Molecular function (GO): DNA-binding transcription factor activity, RNA polymerase II-specific; RNA polymerase II cis-regulatory region sequence-specific DNA binding
Source: RefSeq, a predicted model, not a curated record
CUUUAAAAAAAACACUCCACUCCACUCCCGAGAGAGGAAGAAAAUUCCCUCACCCAAGCCACCGCCCACCGCACUCUUCCAGUCUUCCUCGCUGUCUUCUUCUCCAUCCCUCCAGUUCGAAAAUUCCGUCCCUCGCGCCCAAACUCCAAACCCUAGCCGGUCCGGCCCAGCCCCCCGCCCCGCCGGCUCCGUGCGCGGAACAUGCGGGAUCUGGGCCCAUGGCGACCGGCCCCGAUCUGACCUCCUCCUCCUCCGCCGACGCCGCCGCCGCCGCCGCGUCGUCGGCGGCCAAGAAGGACCGCCACAUCGUGAGUUGGAGCGCCGAGGAGGAUGACGUGCUUCGUGCUCAGAUUGCGCACCAUGGAACUGACAAUUGGGCAGUCAUAGCCACACAAUUCAAGGAUAAGACUGCCAGACAGUGCAGGAGGAGAUGGUACAAUUAUCUGAAUACAGAGUGCAAGAAAGGCGGGUGGUCUCGUGAAGAGGACAUGCUUUUAUGUGAUGCUCAAAAGCUUCUUGGUAACAAAUGGACUGAAAUAGCAAAGGUUGUCCCGGGCAGAACUGAUAAUGCAGUGAAGAAUCGAUUUUCUACGUUAUGCAAAAGGCGGGCCAAGGAUGAUGAGCUAUUCGAGGAAAAUAGUACAGUAUGCUCCAAUGCUAAUGCAAAGAGGGUACUGACACAGACUGGUGGUCUCACAUGUGGAGCACCUAGCUCUUCACCACCUAUCAAGAACAUGAGCUCUUGUAAUCCUGAUUUCAAGGAAAACUUAGCACCAAAUAUGAAGUCAUUUGGACAAGAAAAGAGCAUACGGCAUGAUUCUCGGCAACCCCUUUCUAGGAUUUGUCCAGACAAUCAGAGUGUGAAUAUUGUAAAAACUCAGAGUCUUGUCACUAAAACCUCAACAAAGCAAUUACAUGGCGAAGAACAGAGCUGUGUGAAGCAUGAGGGUAAUUUUUUGAAAAGGAAUGAUCCAAAACUUGCUACUUUACUUCAGCAAGCUGACUUGCUUUCUUCCCUAGCAACAAAAGUAAAUACUGAAAAUACAAGCCAAAGCAUGGAUGAAGCCUGGCAGAAACUACAACAUCAUUUGGUUAAGAAAGAUGAUAAUGACAUGUCAGAGAGCAGUAUGUCCGGAACAGCUUCUCUCCUAGACGAUCUCGACGAUUUAAUUGUUGAUCCCUAUGAGAAUGAAGAAGAAGAUGAACAGAAGUCCAGAGAGCAGAAUGGAGUAACAUCACAAAUAGCUCCUGAUCAAAUAAUGGAUAAUUGCCCAGUUGAUCAAAUCACAGAAGAAAAUAGCCUUUGUGGAAACACACUAUCUAGUAGUAUGGAACCUUGCCCAGUUGCAGAAAUUCUAGCUUAUGUAAACUUGGGCGAAGCUGCCGAAGAUAUGGGGCUUCAUUGCAUGGAAUACAGUUCUCCUGCUCUUGCAGCUCAAGCUCAGCAAGCUAAAGCAGAUGCAGAAAUACUAGCGUCUGUAGACUUGAGUGAGUCUGCUGAAGCUCAAGCUCAGCAGGCUAAAGCAGAUGCAGAAAUACCAGCGUCUGUAGACUUGAGUGAGGCUGCCGAAGGUAGUUGGUCUCAGUUUAUGGAAUACAUGUCUCCUGUUCAUACCGUUUUGCAUGCUGAAGGAGAUGCAGAAACACCAGCAUCUCUAAAGUUGAGUGAGGCUGCCGAAGGUAGCUUGCCUCAAUGUAUGGAACACAUGUCUCCUGCUCAUACACUUCUGCAAGCUAAAGCAGAUGUAGAAAUACCAUCAUCUGUAGACUUGAGCGAGGCUGCGGAAGAUAGCUGGUCUCAGUUCAUGGAAUACACAUCUCCCGCUCAUACAGUUUUGCGUUCUCAAGCAGGUCCAGAAACACUGGCACCCGUAAAGUUGAGUGAGGCUCCCGAAGGUAGCCCGCGUCAAUGUAUGGAACCCAUGUCUUCUGCUCAUACACCUCUGCGAGUUAAAGCAGAUUUGGAAAUACCAGCAUCCGCAAACUUGAGUGAGGCUGCCAAAGAUGACAGUCUUCAGUGUACAGAAUACACCUCUCCUGCUCAUGCAGAUUUGCAAGCUAACGCAGAUGCAGAAAUAUCAGAGAAUUUCAGCGAGGUUGCCCAAGAUUGCAGGCUUCAGUGUGCUGAAUUUACUUCCCCUGCUCACACAGCUAUCGAAGGUAAAGCAGUUGCAAAGAAACCAGCUUCAGAGAACUGCAGCCAGGUUCCGAAAGAUAGCUGCACCCAGCCAUGCAUGGAAUUCACCUCUCCUGCUUGCACAGUUCCAACUUUCCAUCCAUUCGCAGAUGAUGUGCCAACUCCAAAAAUUACUGCCAGCGAGAGGAAUUUUUUGCUGUCUGUGCUUGAGUUGACCUCACCUGGAUCGAAGACAGAAACUUCUCAGCAGCCUUCUUGCAAAAGGGCUCUUCUUAAUAGCCUUUGAAGGGGUAUAUAUAUGUUUGAUGCAAAUACAUUUUGCAUUUUUCGGUUCUCACCGUAUCCAAUUCCCAAGCCUGCCAUGCUCCUCAGCAUGUAUACCUUGACUUCCCUAGAUCUAAUUUUAACUAGGGUAGUUCUCCCUACUCCUAUUUGCAUCAAAGUGUGCCUAGCUCGUGUCAUAGUCCAGCUGUUUGUAUGAGGUCUCAAUAGCUUGGUUUGUUGUCGUUUGGUUGUACAUAUCGCAUUGGCGGUGUUGUAGUAGCAUACAAAAUUUGGAGAAAAGGGGGUGAUGUACCCUGAGAGUCACAGCUUGUAUUCAAAAUAUAGAAUAAGGUAUUCUUUGUGUAAUUAACCCUUUGUAACUUAUCUAUCCGGUGCAGAAUAUAUUGGCUUGGUUUGGUGUGA